This is a messenger RNA of Anisakis simplex (herring worm), 774 nucleotides long. Lineage: Eukaryota; Metazoa; Nematoda; Chromadorea; Rhabditida; Anisakidae. The record is from the annotation of a GenBank genome assembly.
GUUGUAUUCGUUCACGGUACCGCAGACUCAGCGUUGUAUACACAAACCCCGAUGGCAACCGGAUGGUCUCGUUCCAUCCAAUAUUUCUUAGAGCAGAAUUACUCAUCAGCUGAGUUAUACGCAACGACUUGGGGUGAUGCAUGGGCAGUUGGUGGGAACCUUGUUGAUGCCUACAACACAAUGCGUACUUGCUCAACACUACUUUAUUUACGAAGAUUCUUGGGCGCUGUUCUGCAAUACACACGAGCACCCAAAAUUGACGUUAUCGCGCAUUCUAUGGCUGUCCCUCUGAUGAGAAAAGUGCUGAAAGGUGGCAAUCUAAUAGCGACCGAUGGGAACUGCACACUGGGACCGCCAAUGACAGAAUUUGUGGAUACGUUCCUUGGUAUCGCGGGUGCAAAUUAUGGAUUGUGCGUAUGUCAGUUAGCGCAGACCAUACCUGCAUGGUGUAAUGCCCUGGACGGUCUUUAUCCGGGAUACACAUGCGAAGAUCAGGUGAUUUGUGGCUAUCCAGAUGGUGAGUGCAAGCAGAAGAAUUAUUCAGCAUUCUUAGAAGGAUUGAACAACGAUCCAACACGUGAAGCAGAUCACAUCUACGCAAUGUGGUCCGAUGCUGAUGAGACAUUAUUAUUCCGUGGCUUAACGUGGGGUAAACCAACGAGUCGUAUUCCUGGUAUGAACGGCCGUUGGAUAUCAGAUAGGAACGGUCAUGUUGCGAUGAAAGAUCUUACCGAGUUGAGACAAUACGAAGCUGUUGUGCAUCACUCUAUUUGA